AUGUAUGCUCGACCUCAAACAAGAACAUUGGAAAGUAUUGACCACGAGGAGAAGUUCCUCAUUCGUGGCCUUGUAUACCAAAGAUCCGAUGCCACGAGAGGCCCACAUGGGUUCCAGACAUACGAAAAUGUCGAUCCUAUAGCCGAUGCAGAGCUUCCUCGUUUGAAACACGAUGUCGAGCUCUUCAAAGAGCUUGGCGUGAACACGAUUCUUGUCUACUCGAUAGACCCUUCGAAGCCUAGAGAUCGCGCCAUGAGACUGUUAGCCGAUGCGGGCAUAUAUGUCCUUGUCACUCUCUCGACGCAGAGAUGGUACAUCAAUCGUUUGGAUCCUCGAAACUCCUACAACAGCGACACAAUGGCCGGGUUGUUCCAGAUCAUAGAUGCAAUGAGCACGUUUCCCAACACGCUGGGCGUCUUUGCUGCGUACGAUCUCAUCAACAAUCCAGAGAGCCUUCAAUGUGCUCCGAUAGUGGCGGCCGUGGUGCGAGACGUCAAACGGUACAUGGCCAUCAAACAUCGAACCGUCGGGCGUCGUAUACUGCCCAUUGGGUGCGGGGGAAAUAUCAACGCUAAUGCAAUUGACAACACUGUGAUGAGGUAUCUGUCUUCGCAAGAUUUGGAGAGCCGAAUCGAUUUCUGGGCCUGCAAGUGCUUCCCAACAAGUCAGGAUUCAGGCGUAGAUAAAAUCACGUUCAGGGACCUGAUUGAGCAAUACCGGGAAACGACCAUACCAGUCUUCAUAUCCGAGUAUAGCAUUGCGGCCAACGCUCAGACGCAGACCGCCGAGCAGUUUGAAGCGCUCUUCUCGCGAGACAUGCUGGACGUCUUCUCCGGUGGAUGCGUGUACGAGAUGUGGUAUGAUUCAAAUUCGUACGGCCUUGCGCAGAUGGUCACUCCUGGAAGUGUGCCUGUAGACGGCAAGAAGAUCAAAGAGCAGCGACAGACGCCGUUUGGCACUUUGCUGGUGUAUGAAGAUUUUGAGAAUUACAGAAGUGUUCUGGAGGGAAUUCGAGACGGGCGGAGGGUGGAUAGUUCAGGAAUUGUCGGUGGGAAGGGAGAGGAAACGGUCGAGGAGGGUGUUCAAGGUCAGGUACAACAGGCACUGCACAUUCCUGGAGAUACACCUGGAAGCUGUGUUGACUGGCUUGCGAUUUGA
Molecule: messenger RNA, 1158 nt
Organism: Zasmidium cellare ATCC 36951
Lineage: Eukaryota; Fungi; Ascomycota; Dothideomycetes; Mycosphaerellales; Mycosphaerellaceae
Product: glycoside hydrolase family 72 protein
Exons: 5
Coding region: 1-1158 (385 amino acids)
Biological process (GO): fungal-type cell wall (1->3)-beta-D-glucan biosynthetic process
Cellular component (GO): fungal-type cell wall; cytoplasm
Molecular function (GO): 1,3-beta-glucanosyltransferase activity
Source: RefSeq, a predicted model, not a curated record